GGGAGAAAAAAUAAACAAAAAUUAAAUAACUCUUCAAAAGUUCAUAUUUGACGUUGUUUACAUCGAUUUACUUUGAAAAUAUGCCUCAAAGAAGCAUAGCGUCGUUCUUUUCAUCAAAACCUAAGGUCAAAGAAAGCAAUAACGAGCAAAAAGACUGUGGAAAAUCAAGAAAGUCCUCAGAAGAAUCGUCAAUAAAGGAUGAAACAUUGCCUGGUGCAGAUCAAUUUUCCCCUAUUAAAAAGACAAAGAAAAGUUCAAAAAAAAUACUGGUUGACAGCGAUGAAGAAGACCAGUUGAAUGGAAAAGGUGACCAGGCGAAUGGUGAUAAGGAAUGUAAAAAUGGUAGUUCAACAGAUGAAGGCUUGAGAUCGGCUGAAGAAAGUAAAGAGGUUAAAAGGACAGAAGAACCAAAGUCAUGUAGUCCAAAUGAAAUUCCAAAACGUAAAACUGCAAGAAAACACAUGAGAAAGAGGAAGGCAGAUGAAGAUAGUUCAUCAAACAGUGAUGACCAUAAGACUGUAAAGAAAUCAAAGACAAGUGACAAUACAGAAACCUCAAUCAAAUCUGAACCAAUGGACACCGAUGAAAAUAAACCAGAAACAAAGAAUGAAGAGAGCAGUGAAGUAAAAAGUGAAAAAGGUCAAACUGAUAUAAAAAGUGAAGAAGACAAAACUGAUAUGGAAGAUGAAGUUAAGAGUGAAGUUAAGGAAGGGAAUAAUAACAAAGUUGACACUGUAGAUAAAGACAGCUCAUCUCCUAAACCAAAAAAGACGUUCCACAGUUUCUUUGGAAAACCCUCUUCAAAGUCUGAAGCAACAAAAACUGAAGAUGCCUCCAGCAAUGGAGAAAUUGUUGACUCUAGAGAAUAUAACCCUGAAAAGAACACUUACCAUCCUAUAAAACACGCCUGUUGGAAACACAAGGAAAGAGUCCCUUAUUUAGCUCUCGCCAGAACCUUUCAAUCGAUUGAAGACACAUCAGCCAGGUUGAAAAUUACAUCGACUUUGUGCAAUCUUUUUCGCUCGGUGAUAGCUCUAACCCCAGAUGAUCUGCUACCAACUUUAUACCUCUGCUUAAAUAAGCUUGCGCCAGCCUAUGAAGGUAUUGAACUUGGUAUUGGUGAUGGUGUUUUGAUCAAAGUUAUUGCAGAAGCUACUGGUCGCAGUUCCCAACAAGUCAAAUCUGAAUUUGCAGAAAAGGGGGAUCUUGGAAUUGUUGCUGAGGCCAGUCGUUCAACACAGCGGACAAUGUUCACCCCUGCCAAACUUACCAUUGUUACAGUUUACAACAAGUUAAAAGACAUUGCUAUGAUGACUGGACAUUCAUCAGUCAAUCGUAAAGUGGACAAAGUGAAAAGUAUGUUUGUGGCGUGUCGUCAAUCCGAGGCGAGAUACCUAACAAGAUCCCUCGCGGGCAAACUCCGUAUCGGACUAGCAGAACAAACUGUCCUCACAGCUUUGGCGCAUGCUGUCGUCUUCACCCCCCCGAGCAAAGAUUUUCCUCCUGAAGUAUUGGACGCCAGUAAAGGUUUAUCUGCCGAGAGUUUUAAAAAGAAACUCGAUGAGGCUGCUUUGUGUAUCAAGACGUGUUACUGCGAGUUGCCAAAUUACAAUCUUCUUAUUCCUGCUUUGCUUCAACAUGGUUGGCGAGAAUUACCAGAGCAUUGUCAUCUUACACCAGGUGUUCCAUUAAAACCGAUGUUGGCUCAUCCAACGAAAGGUGUAGAUGAAGUUUUCAAAAGAUUUGAAGAUGCUUCAUUCACUUGUGAAUAUAAAUACGACGGAGAGAGAGCUCAGAUCCACGUUUUGAACAACGAGGAUAUUCGCAUUUAUAGCCGUAACCAGGAGAAUAACACCACGAAAUAUCCGGAUAUUAUUGCAAGAAUGUCAAAGGUCCUAAAAGAGAACGUGCAGUCGUGUAUUAUUGAUUCAGAGGCCGUCGCGUGGGAUCCGGAAAAGAAACAGAUUUUGCCAUUUCAAGUUUUAAGCACAAGAAAAAAGAAAGAUGCCAAUGCUUCAGAGAUAAAAGUUCAAGUGUGUAUUUACGCGUUUGACUUGCUUUAUUUGAAUGGAAAGUCUUAUGUCAAAGAGCCUUUCAAAGUCAGACGAGAAUUAUUGAGGUCUUCACUGAACGAGAUUGAGGGCGGGUUCAUCUUUGCAAAAUGCAUAACAUCCACAGACACAGACGACAUUGCUGAAUUCCUGGACGAGUCUAUCAAAGGAAACUGUGAAGGGUUGAUGGUAAAAACGCUGGAAGUUGAUGCCACAUAUGAAAUAGCUAAGCGAUCACACAACUGGUUAAAGUUAAAGAAAGACUAUCUUGAAGGUGUUGGCGAUACGCUGGAUCUUCUUGUGAUGGGAGCAUAUAUGGGAAAAGGAAAGAGAGCUGGUCGUUAUGGCGGCUUUCUGGUCGCUUGCUACGACGAGGAAAAAGAAGAAUUCCAAUCCUGCUGCAAAGUCAGCACUGGUUUAAAAGAUGAAGAUCUAGAAGCUCAGUAUAACCUAUUUCAAGAACAUAUUAUUGCGAAACCAAAACCUUAUUAUCGUUUCGAUCAAAGUCUUGAACCUGAUGUUUGGUUUGAUGCAAUCAAGAUUUGGGAGGUAAAAUGUGCUGACCUCUCAAUCUCUCCCGUCCACAAAGCCGCAGCUGGGAUUGUUGACUCUGAGAAAGGAAUCUCGUUGCGUUUCCCAAGAUUCAUCCGCGUACGAGAAGACAAGAAACCAGAGCAAGCCACGUCCAGCGUUCAGGUGGCGGAAAUGUACAGAAAUCAGGACACAGUAAAGAACAAUCAGGCCGCAUCAAGCGUCAACGCUGGCGAUGACCUUGACGAUUUCUAUUAAUCCCUCGCGAAAAGACACCCAUGUACGUUAUCACGGAUUAUGACGUCCUCAAAACGCCUGCCGUGUCAAGGUGAAUCCUAAAAAAAACUAUAGCCUUUCUUAUUUAAACUUGCUGCAAACCUAUUAUUCACCUAAUUUGACAAUCUCCUUGUGUCUAAAAGGACGUAAUUGGCCACCGUUCUGUAUUAUCUCUCGCACGAUUUGAGUGCAUUAAAAAAAAGAACACGAUUUAUGUUUUAGUUUGAUUACUAGUAGUGAAGAUUCGCUUUAGGAAACUACUAUCAAAGCACAGCAGUUAUGCGGCGAUCUUAACUGUAAAAGGCUUUAGUUGUUUUUUUACUCACCCUGGAUAUAAACCAAUUUAUAAGCAUAUCUGAAUUAGCCUUUGGAUGUGACUAAAACAUGAACUGCGGCGUACGGAGUAUGGAAUCAGAACUGGUUAAGAUUGUAACCUUUGUAAGACUCUCUGUAAGCCAUCUCUGCUCCAUUCACGACACGGUUACGAUCGCUUUACGAGCAUGCCACGACCAUAUACAGUGAAAACUAAACUUUACAGAAUGAGACCAUGACUUGUUCGUGAUUUAAAACUCGUUCGAGGAAUUUCAUUUCCCUAAAUUAGGCAGUACAACUUAUAGAUAACUUAUUAUAGUAUAUAAUAUGGGCCUAAGUUUCUGAACUUUGAUAAAGCGGAGAUUAACUAAAUUUUGACCAUCUAUUUUU
Dendronephthya gigantea is the source of this 3560-nucleotide messenger RNA. RefSeq names its product DNA ligase 1-like. Bases 81 to 2840 code for a protein of 919 amino acids. Gene Ontology annotation, cellular component: nucleus; mitochondrion. Gene Ontology annotation, biological process: lagging strand elongation; DNA repair; DNA biosynthetic process. NCBI's taxonomy places the organism in Eukaryota, Metazoa, Cnidaria, Anthozoa, Malacalcyonacea, Nephtheidae. The transcript is spliced from 28 exons. Gene Ontology annotation, molecular function: DNA binding; DNA ligase (ATP) activity; ATP binding. The record is from RefSeq and is a predicted model, not a curated record.